CUCUUGUGCAGCAGAUGAGGACGAGGUCUUUCCCGCAGAGUCUUCAGCAUUACUGUACUCUUUGCGCGAUUACCUAGUAAAUAUGGGUGUAGUCAAUGAUCGCCAGCUGUGCACAAGAGGGCAAGCAUCCUCCGACCAGUCAUUGUGGGUAAUGAUUGACAACGUGUGGGCACUACUGGCGGCGCCAGCGGCUAAAAACAGUAACACCAAACGUGUGGUCCUUCACCCGGCUGCUGGACAAACGACCCCCGACUGAUAGCAUGAGGAAGUGGUGGGCAGGGAACAGACAAGACGCAAGCUCUCACUCCACCAAUAAAUCCUACUGCCAUACCAUUCGAGCAUCGUCGAAUCACAGCUGUCGUCUACAGAUCAGCUGCCGCGUCGGCUUACAUCUAUUCCGAUAGAUCCAGGCCUCUCUGUAGAGCCUCGACCAUAGCUUGUUUUCCGCGAUCGUCAGCUUCUAUCCAAUGCAGGAAUCGACCAAAAUCAAUGAAUCGCAGAUACACCGCCAACUAGCAGAUGGACUACAUCAGCAAAAUGUCCCACCAGAACGACAGGAUUCCAAGGUCGCGACCGAAGAGUCUGGGAAGCAGCAGUCGUGUCCACAACAGGAGCUCACAGACGAUGGACAACCACGCAUACCACAGACACCAAAACAACAUUCCCUCGAGCCGACGGUGACACAAUCUCCCUCACACCAGCUAUCACAAAUCCAGACAAACAUCGACCCUCCUUCUGCUGCUACCACCCCAAAACCCGAACAGGUAGCUUAUCCCUCGAUCCAAUCGGCCUCGUUGGUCGAUACAUCAAACCAGCUACUGGUGUCGCCUACUGCCAUACGCGAUAUGAGCUCGUCACUCAGAUCAAAUCUAUCUGCCUCUUCUCUUGCCUCUUCGUUGGGGUCUACCUCAAAUCUGGCCUCGCCCUACCUUUCCACACUACCUGACCUGACACCGCUUCCUUCACCAGUGGUGGGCGGAGAUGCAGCUGCAUUGCGGAAAGCUCGUAUACCGGAGACACCAACCAGGUCUCUCAAAGAUUCUAAUCACGACGGUUCACAACCUGGUUCGCCAACGCUGUCCACAUCACCCUCAAGAAGAAAGAAAACAUACGGUAGUCUGAGGCAAGAGGUGAGCAACUUGGUGCAUUCGUCGAGUGCAGCGGAUGCAGUGGGAUCUGUUGAGAAUGGAAAGAACAAGGAAAAUGUGCAGGCAGAUACACAUUCGAGGAAUCGCAGCGUAUCGGAAUUUGUGCCAAACCCUCUGUUGAAUAUGCGUCCACGCAAUAUCACGCUCGGGUCUCCAGACGCUGUCCGUAUAGACGCGGCGGAAUAUCAAAUGCAUCGGGAAAGAUAUCUCGCCGGGCAGCGUGGGAUGCGAAAUCUAUCCGCCCUCGAAAGCAAUCAGCAGAAUCCCACGCCUCCAGCUAGUACCUCGAGCGUAGCGGAGAGUGACGAUAUCAACGAGGAGCCUCCGUACCUCGAAGAUGGAACUGCGUCAGAGUUCUUGCACAUUCAUUGCGGCAUACACAAUCAGAAGCGGAAAUUCCGGCAACUCCGGCGUCUAGGCCAAGGCACCUUCUCGACCGUCAUGCUGGCCACGCGAGAGAAGAUUCCAGCCCAUCCCACGCCAGAGAUUGAGGCACACCUCGAUAUCAAUAAACUCGUAGCCGUAAAGAUCGUCCAGCAUGGACCUGCGGGCGGCGCUGACGAGGAACGGAUCGAAGUCAGUCUGAAGCGUGAGGUGGAAAUGCUCAAAACCGUCUGCCAUCCUUCCUUAAUCCAGCUCAAAGCCUGCGAGCACCAAGCCUCGCGCUCCCUACUAGUCCUCACAUACUGCCCAGGCGGCGACCUCUUCGAAUUCGCCACCAACAAGCGGGAACUCCUCACGCCGCCCCUGAUUCAGCGCAUGUUCGCCGAGCUGGUGAGCGCAGUGCAAUACCUCCACGCCAACUGGAUCGUGCAUCGCGACAUCAAGCUCGAAAACGUCCUUGUCAACCUCCCCGAAGACGUCAUCCGCGCCAUCGACGAACCUCGCACCUUCUCCUCCCCGAUCAUCACAUUGACCGACCUCGGCCUCAGCCGGAAAAUGCCCGAACCGCCCGCCGACAUCUUCCUCCAUACCCGCUGCGGCAGCGAGGACUACGCCGCGCCCGAGAUCCUCCUGGGUCAGCCAUAUGAUGGCCGCGCCACGGAUGCCUGGGCGUUGGGUGUUCUCUUAUACGCGCUCAUCGAGGGCCGGCUCCCCUUCGAUCCACCUCCAGGGCGACCCGACCGCAGUCGCAACACGCAUCGGAUCGCGCGCGCAGCGUGGAUCUGGUGCCGCUUCGGCGACGAAGACGGCGAGUGGGAUCCGGUCCGUGGCAAAGACUACGAAGGCGCCCGACCCUGCGUGGACGGUCUACUGAAGAAAGCGCGCAUGGGCCGAAAACCCCUGGGCGAAGUCGCGGAGUAUGAAUGGGUCAAGGAAGGAAUCCAGAUUCCUGGUGGCUUGCAGAUGCGGGUUGAAGAUGACGAUGCCUAUGCUCUGUAAUACAAUUCAUCAUCUGCGGCGGCUAUGCUCAUCUUCCUUCUCACUUCAAUGGUAUAUUUAGAAUAAUAUAGAAAGACUCGGAACAGACAGAAACAUGAUUGCCUUCACACGCAAUUGGAGAACAAAAGGGGCGUUUAUACGAUAUCAGGAGUUUUGUUUAGGUGGUGGUGAGCCGGAUCUGGGCUGCAUCCAAAAAGAGAUACCAUGGGUUUUCCAAAGAGAAAUUUUUACAUUUUCCAAACUUUUUAUACGAAACAACUUCAAAUCUGCAGAUUUUCUUUCCCUC
Molecule: messenger RNA, 2817 nt
Organism: Dissoconium aciculare CBS 342.82
Lineage: Eukaryota; Fungi; Ascomycota; Dothideomycetes; Mycosphaerellales; Dissoconiaceae
Product: kinase-like protein
Exons: 1
Coding region: 468-2531 (687 amino acids)
Biological process (GO): protein phosphorylation; intracellular signal transduction
Cellular component (GO): cell cortex
Molecular function (GO): ATP binding; protein serine/threonine kinase activity
Source: RefSeq, a predicted model, not a curated record